AUAAUAUUAUUUUGUUGUCGUGUUGGCUCUGUGGCUAGUGCUAUAAUGAUAAGCGAAACAUAUGUGUAAGUGUAACAUUUUAUGUACUAGUCGCGUACUGCCUACACGAUAGUAAUUUUUAUUCGUAUUGACGAUUACACUAUUCUCCUGGGGGGAGUAGGUCUUAUUCGAAAGUGUUCAUUUUGAAUAAUAUUGAAUAUCGCAGUCCUACUUUUCAAGAUAGUCUUCCAAAUUGUUCAUUACUSAUUGGUCCACUUUCGAAUACAUCAAAUAUCUACCGCUCAGAGAAAUAAUUGGGUAUUUGUUAUUUUUUCAAGAAAAAUUAAUUUGAUAUUCUACGCUUUCCAAACUCAGCAAUGUUUGCCCGUGUCACAUUUUAUCCAACUCUUUUAUACAAUGUAUUUAUGGAAAAGGUAACACAGCGUAACUGGUAUGAUAGAAUUGAUGAAAAUGUUAUACUGGGAGCAUUGCCUUUCAGGAACAUAAGUCAAAAAUUAUUUGACGAAGAAAAUGUCAGAUGUGUGAUAUCAUUGAAUGAAUCGUAUGAAUUGGAACAUUUCACUCCCCAACCAGAUGAAUGGAAAAAAAUGGGAGUAGAACAUUGUCAGUUGAGUACAAAAGAUAUAUUUGAGACUCCAUCGCAUGAAAAAUUAAUUCAAGGCGUUUCAGUGAUGGAAUCAGUUUCAAAAGAAGGUAACACUGUAUAUGUCCAUUGCAAGGCAGGCCGUACUCGUAGUGCUACUCUUGUGGGGUGUUAUUUGAUGUCUAAACAUAAUUGGACUCCUGAACAAGCAAUAGAAAAUAUUGUAUCCAAACGACCUCAUAUUUGGUUAAGAAAUCAACAAUUAGAGAGUCUCAAAAAGUAUUAUGAUGCUGUGGUAAAAGAAAAAUUUAACGCUUCCAAUAUGGAUGAUAAAUUGAUACGGGGCGUAAGGAGGAAUUAGUUGGACAAAGUAAUAUUUUUAUGAUUUGUACAACUUAAGAAUCUGAGUGGAUGUUACUACUUAAUUGUUUGAUGUCAAUGUACCUAUUUUUUUUUAUUUUUUUUUUUAUGAAUAUUAAUUUGAAUAAAUAUUCAUUAAAGAUUUGA
Messenger RNA from Diuraphis noxia (Russian wheat aphid), 1090 nucleotides. It is a transcript of the gene PTPMT1, whose product is annotated as protein tyrosine phosphatase, mitochondrial 1. Gene Ontology annotation, molecular function: phosphoprotein phosphatase activity; phosphatidylinositol-4,5-bisphosphate 5-phosphatase activity; phosphatidylglycerophosphatase activity. Gene Ontology annotation, biological process: protein dephosphorylation. The record is from RefSeq and is a predicted model, not a curated record. Lineage: Eukaryota; Metazoa; Arthropoda; Insecta; Hemiptera; Aphididae.